Phaeodactylum tricornutum CCAP 1055/1 is the source of this 603-nucleotide messenger RNA. RefSeq lists its product with no specific name. NCBI's taxonomy places the organism in Eukaryota, Bacillariophyta, Bacillariophyceae, Surirellales, Neidiaceae. Gene Ontology annotation, molecular function: protein kinase activity; ATP binding. The annotation marks the transcript as partial. Gene Ontology annotation, biological process: protein phosphorylation. The transcript is spliced from 3 exons. The record is from RefSeq and is a predicted model, not a curated record.
CACCCGAAUGUUCUAGGUUGUAUUGAAGUCCUCCAAGAUGACGAUUUUCUAUACUGCAUCAUGCCUUAUUGCGCUGGAGGUGACUUGUACGGCGCAGUGAUGAAAAACUUCCGUCCGAACGAAAAACAAGCUCGUACCCGAUUUCGGGAACUUCUAGCGGGACUUUCUCAUCUUCAGAAUAAAGGAGUUUGUCAUCGCGACUUGUCGUUGGAAAACCUGUUGUUGGACGAGACUGACCAAGUUGUAAUAGGGGACCUCGGACUUGCUCUUCGUCGCUGUCUCAUAACGGCACAGGGUAUUUGCGGAAACUUGACCUACAUUGCCCCCGAAAUCAUUGCUGGUGAGGAUUUUGACGGUUACGCUGUUGAUCUUUGGUCGGCGGGUGUGAUCCUCUUCAUUAUGCUUGUCGGCCGUGCUCCGUUUCGAUGGGCGCACAACUCUGAUCAGAGAUUUGCGCAGAUAUCGUCCAACCGCCUUCGCGAAAUGAUCAAACACAUAGGAAUCCCACUGAGCAAUACUGUUAUUGAUUUGCUCCAGAAUAUGCUUUGUCGUGAACCAAACAAACGGCUUCUUCUCCGUGAAAUCUUGUCGCAUCCUUGGAUG